Molecule: messenger RNA, 2529 nt
Organism: Chrysoperla carnea
Lineage: Eukaryota; Metazoa; Arthropoda; Insecta; Neuroptera; Chrysopidae
Product: nuclear receptor subfamily 4 group A member 1-like
Exons: 8
Biological process (GO): cellular response to corticotropin-releasing hormone stimulus; regulation of transcription by RNA polymerase II
Cellular component (GO): transcription regulator complex; nucleus
Molecular function (GO): nuclear glucocorticoid receptor binding; zinc ion binding; nuclear receptor activity
Source: RefSeq, a predicted model, not a curated record
AUGAGUUCCCCUGCAAAUUCAGAUCCUUAUGUAAAUGCAGAUCAAAAUAUUAUCUUUGAAGAAGAUAAUCAUGAACAGAUAAUUGUUAAAGGCCAACAACAAUUAAUUAUUAAUGAUUCAACAAUAACAACAACAACAACAACAACAUUAACAAAAAUUAUAGAUCGAUCAAGUAUGCUUUUACUUCAACAAUCAUCGACAUCAUCAAAUCAAUACUUUGUUAGUUUAGAACCAAUAGUUACAAUUGUAUGUAAUGUAACCAUAACAACAUACCCAACUACAGCAAUUAUAGACAAUCAUUCAUGUGAUAGUAUUGAAAGUGUUGAUAAUCAACAAAUCGAACAAAUAUUAGCAUCAACAACAACAAUACCAUUAACAAAAACAACAGAAACAGCAUCAACAACUUCAUUGCUAUUAUCAUCGUUGUUACCAAGUUUUCAAGAGACGUAUUCCAUACGUCAAUAUUCAAGUGACAUUGAAUUAUCUGAAUUUGGUUUUAAAAUGGAGGAUGAAGAUUGUUAUACAAAUCAAACAACAUCAACAGAACUAUCAACAUCAGCUUUGUUAUCAAAGUUACAACAACAACAUCAUUCAUCACCACCGCCAAUUCCACCACCUCCACCACCUACUUCAUCACCAAAAAUAACAAAAACAUCAUCUCCUCCAUUAUCGCUAUACCCUCACCAUCAACAACAACAUCCUUUAAAUUUAACACCAUCAAUAUCAAAUAUAUCAUCAUAUCAUCAUCAUCAACGUCAACAAAUUCAUCAUCAACAAAAUCAUUAUCAAUCAUCAUCAUCACAUCAUUAUCAUCAAGUUCCACAAUCACAAAAUAUGUACGAUCAUAUGAGUAAUAAUCCAUCACCUUCAUCAUCAUCAUCUUCAUCAUCACCAUUAUCAUCUUAUAAUGCUUCAGCAUCAUCAAUGUAUUAUCAUCAUCAUCAACAACAACAACCUCAUUUAUCACAGCAAUCUAUUAAUGUGAUAAUGAGUAAUAAUGUGAUAAUGUGUAAUAAUGAUCAACAACAACAACAACAAUUAUUACCAUUAUCAUCAACAUCACCAUCAAGUUCAAAUACAUAUCAUUCAUUACCAGCAUUUCCUUUUAUAAAUAAUAGUAACAAUAACCUCACAAAUUUACCUAUACAACCACAACAACAACAACAACAGCAACAAUUAUCAUCAUCAUCAUUAUUAUCAUUACGACCUCAACAUCACAAGCAACGACGUGCAUCAUUACCCGUACAACAACAGCAUCAACACAAACAACAAUAUAAACAGCAAUAUAAAUCAUCAUCAAAUAAUUCAUCAGCAUGUUCAUCACCAACAUUAUCAUUAUCAAAUACAACAUUAUCGUUAACAACGACAACAACAUCAACUUUAUCAUCAUCUUUAUUAACAACCGCAUUAUCAUCGACACCAACCACAACAACAACAGCAUCAUCUUCCUCCUCAUCAUCAUUAUCAUCAUCAUCAACAACAACAACAACAACAUUAUCACAAUUGUGUGCUGUAUGUGGUGAUCAAGCCGCAUGUCAACAUUAUGGUGUACGAACAUGUGAAGGUUGUAAAGGAUUCUUUAAACGAACCGUACAAAAGGGUAGUAAAUAUGUAUGUUUAGCUGAUAAACAAUGUCCAGUUGAUAAACGACGACGUAAUCGUUGUCAGUAUUGUCGUUAUCAAAAAUGUUUAUCAGUUGGUAUGGUUAAAGAAGUUGUACGUACCGAUUCAUUGAAAGGACGUCGUGGACGUUUACCAUCAAAACCAAAAUUAUCAUCAUCUUCAUCAUCAUCCUCAUCAUUAUCAAUUUUACAAGAAUUAGUACAAGCACAUAUCGAAACAUCACCAAAUUUAUUAAAUUUAGAUUACUCACAAUAUAAUUGAACAAAUAAAUUACAAUUAAUAACAACAGAAUCAGAUAAAAUUGAACAAUUUUAUACGUUAUUAACAACAAGUAUUGAUGUUAUUAAAGAAUUUGUUAUGAAAAUUCCCGGUUUUCAAACGGAAUUAGAUCCGGAUGAUCAAGAAUUAUUAUUUCAAUCAGCAUCAUUAGAAUUAUUUGUAUUACGUUUAGCAUAUCGUUUAAAAUCAUCUGAUACAAAUAUUAUCUUUGAUACUGGUUUAGUAUUAAAUAAAGAACAAUGUUUACGUUCGUUUGGUGAUGAAUGGUUAUUAUCAAUUUAUGAUUUUUGUAUAACAUUAUCACAAUUAUCAUUAAAUUUAGAUAUAUUUGUUAUAUUAUGUGUUUUAUGUGUAAUCACGGAACGGCAUGGUUUAAAGCAACCAUUUAAAGUUGAACAAUUACAAAUGAAAUAUAUACAUAUUUUACAAGAAUAUUUACAAAGUAAUUUUAAUAAUACAACAAAUAUUAAUAAUCAACAUUAUUUUAGUAAAAUUUUAUCGAAAUUACCGGAGUUACGAUCAUUAUCUGUACAAGGCUUACAGAGGAUAUUUUAUUUAAAAUUAGAGGAUUUAGUUACGCCACCACCCUUUAUUGAAAAUAUGUUUAUGGCAUCUUUACCUUUUUAA